Messenger RNA from Thamnophis sirtalis, 920 nucleotides. RefSeq names its product arginine vasopressin induced 1 (gene AVPI1). The record is from RefSeq and is a predicted model, not a curated record. Lineage: Eukaryota; Metazoa; Chordata; Lepidosauria; Squamata; Natricidae.
AACGUAUUGCCGCAAGAGCCGAGUAUGAAUGGCCGGAGGUCGGUUUGAGAAGGGAGGUUAAAGCUUCCCUGAGCUCGGGCAACUCUGGCGGAUCUUCGAGAGCCUUUGAGGGGCCGGCGACCCCCAGCAGGACGGCAGACGCAAGAACCACCAUUAGCUACAAUAUGGAGAGAUCCUAGCACCAUGGGAACUCCAGCCUCUAUUACCCGUGAUUUGCCACAGAAUCAAAUCGCUAAAUCAUGUACUAGAAAGAGAGCAUCUGCCAAUAUUUUCCAGGGGGUGGGGUUACUGCAGUUACGUCGUCUCUUCCGUAGCAGUGGGGAUAUGCAAGCAGAAGAACGAGCCCAGCUAAUUUGGGAGCGUGCAGAAAGCCAAUGCAUUACUCGGGCCUUACAACAGCUCCACAGAAGACAGAGAAAACUGAAGCUGCAAGCCAAUGGGAAGCCUCUAUCUGGAAAGGGCAGUAGUACCAGAUUGCUAGAGCUACAGCACUUCAAUCACUUAAGGAUUGAAGAUUGUGAUACAUUUACUGCUCUUGAUGGUGACAGUAAGAAGAGACAGAAAGAGAUAGCAGAUGGAAGUGGCCACUACAUUGCUUCCCAAUCUAGGAAGAAGGAAAAAGAGAUGGAUGUGGCUAUGUACACAAUGAAAAAUGAUUGUGAUCUUAUGCCAAUGGUUGUAGCCGAGUGUAAUCAGACUAGCCUGGAGAAGCCUCAAAGGGAGAAUGUCUGACAAAUGAUUGCAGGUAACAGCAGAAAAAAAAUUGAAAAAUUAUUUUGCUCUAAAGCACUUUGGUUUGCUAAUUUAGACUUGAUCAGUUUAUGUCAAAGCACAAACACUACGUAUUUUGACUAUUUAUGGUUUAUAUUUAAUAAAGCUUCCUGUCUAAAGAUGUCUCUGAAUAAAAGAGUCCAAAUGUC